CGGCCGGCUAGCCUGGUAUAACACGCGGGGCCGCCUCGUCGCGCGGUUUGUUUUCAAGAAGCCGCGGGGGAGUGCUGUAACGUUGCUCGCGUUCCCUUUCUCUGUCUCUCUCCCUCUCUCUGAGUGCCGCGUCGUCGCGUGCGUGCCUGGCCCCAGCCCUCGCGGCCACAGCCCCUCGCGGGAGUCCAGCGAGAUCAGCGCCGGACGAGACCCAGUGGAGUGGAUUACCAUGCCCAGCGACUAAGUGUUUCGUCCACGUCGAGUCAUGCUGGUGAAGCGACUGUGCAAAGUGUGGCAGUAUGGCAUGGGGCGGACGGUGCUGGCGACCAUGGCGGCGCACUCCAACUCCAUCUCGGUGGGGCUCUGCCAGGGCUACUCCGCCAUCCUGCUGCCCCAGCUGCAGGACAAGGCCUCCAAGCUGGUCGUCUCGGAGCAGGACGCCUCCUGGAUAGCGGCGCUGGGCGUCAUCUCCAACCCGCUGGGCGCGCUGCUGUCCGGGCUGCUGGUGGAGCUGCUGGGCCGCCGCACCGCCAUCCAGCUCACGGCCAUCCCCUACGUGGUGGGCUGGGUGUGCCUCGCGCUGGCCAGGCACUUCACCCUGCUCUGCGUGGGCCGCUUCAUCUCGGGACUGGCCGUGGGCAUGGCGGCCGCCAGCUACCUGUACGUGGCCGAGGUGGCCCCCGCCUCGCACCGCGGCCCGCUGUCGGCGUGCGGCCCAGUGCUGGUGUCGCUGGGCGUACUCAUCGUCUACACGCUGGGCUUCUUCGCGCAGUGGCACAUCGUGGCGGCGCUCUGCACCAUCUUCGCGCUCUUCAGCCUGGUGGCCGUGAGCUUGGUGCCGGAGACGCCGCCGUGGCUCGCCGCCAGGGGCCGCACCGCCGAGGCCCGCACCGCCCUGGUCUGGCUCCGGCGGUCGCCCGCCGCCGCCGACAAGGAGCUGGCCGAGAUCACGGACUCGCUGGCGCAGGCCAACAAGGAGGCCGAGGCCGGCGCGGGGCGCUGCUCCUUCGUCCAGCCGGCCAUCUGGAAACCGUUCCUGCUCCUGCUCGCCUUCUUCCUCUUCCAAGAAGGCUCCGGCAUCUACGUGGUGCUGUACUACGCCGUGUCGCUGUUCCAGGAGGUGGGCACCGAGAUGAACGAGUACGUGGCCUCCAUCUGGGUGGCGUGCAUGCGGCUCGUCAUGAGCCUGCUGGGCGCGCUCGCCAUCCAGAAGCUGAACCGCACCACGCUGGCCUGCAUGUCGGGCGUGGGCAUGUUCCUGGCCAUGCUCGCCGCCGGCUUCUACGAGCACCUGUUCUCCUCGCUGCCGCCGUCGUCGCGGCCGCUGCCCUGGGUGCCGCUGGCGUGCUUCCUGGUGCACGUGUGCGUGUCCAUGCUGGGCUACCUGCAGCUGCCCUGGAUCAUGACCGGCGAGCUGUUCCCGCUGCGCGCCCGCGGCGCCAUGGGCGGCAUCGUGUCCUCGCUCGCGCACUUGCUCAUCUUCACCUCCGUCAAGACGUACCCCGACCUCCGCAACGCCAUCGGCAUGGACGGCGUGCUCUGGGUGUUUUCGGCGCUGUCCCUCUGCGGCGCGGUGUUCGGCAAGUUCCUCCUGCCCGAGACCAACGGCCGGACGCUGCGGGAGAUCGAGAUGUCCUUCGGCGGUCACGAGUCGGACAAGGCCAAGGACGGCAAGGAGGGCGUCGACGAGGAGGCCGCCAUGCCGCCCGCCUCGGCCUCGGUCGCCGCGCGCAAGAACAGCCGCGGGGAGGCGGUGGCCGCGCCCGUGGACCCCAACGACGACUCCAUCCUGGACAUCGUGGCGGCGUCGUCGCGCGGCCAGGACGUCUACACCAUCAGCCUGGGCCGCCAGAGAUAGCCGGGCCGGCAGCGACUUGCACGCGGCGGCACGCGGCGCCACGUCGCCCCAAGUCGUCCGUUGUGAGGGCCUCGUCGCCGGGACCGAGGACCGAGGACCGAGGACGGGGACUCCAUGGUGGAGCCCAGCCAGGAAGCCAGUGCCUGGUUGAAC
Messenger RNA from Thrips palmi, 2011 nucleotides. RefSeq names its product facilitated trehalose transporter Tret1-2 homolog. Gene Ontology annotation, molecular function: transmembrane transporter activity. The transcript has 7 exons. Gene Ontology annotation, biological process: transmembrane transport. The record is from RefSeq and is a predicted model, not a curated record. Gene Ontology annotation, cellular component: membrane. The coding region runs from base 266 to 1858 and encodes 530 amino acids. NCBI's taxonomy places the organism in Eukaryota, Metazoa, Arthropoda, Insecta, Thysanoptera, Thripidae.